Molecule: messenger RNA, 2888 nt
Organism: Rhinichthys klamathensis goyatoka
Lineage: Eukaryota; Metazoa; Chordata; Actinopteri; Cypriniformes; Leuciscidae
Gene: slc6a16a
Product: solute carrier family 6 member 16a
Exons: 12
Coding region: 321-2402 (693 amino acids)
Biological process (GO): sodium ion transmembrane transport
Cellular component (GO): membrane
Source: RefSeq, a predicted model, not a curated record
GUUCUGUAAUGUGACAAAGAGCUGUCAAGAAGGGGAGGGGCCUAGUUCACGCGUAGGUAAAACAGCUCUCCAGUGGUCUCCAAUGACAGCGCGCAUAACUGCAGGGUCUGGCGUUACAUUUGCCUUUUUACCAAAGUUGUGCACUCGGAGCCCUCCAACGUGGCGAUCUCCUAACCACCCGAAGAGUGGGAUAAAUAUUUCAGUGGGUCUGAAUGACUGGAUUACUAUCAGAACCGAUAACGCAGAGCCUGUCAGUUUAAGAUUAGCGGUUUAAACAAAAAACUACAACAGGGCAACUCCCCCUGAACUGGGCUGCCAAGAUGGAGAAGCCACCAUUGACCAAUGAGAAUGGGAGUGUGUUGGCCGAGAGCCGAUCCGACAUGGCUUUGGUGUCGGCAGAGGAUGAAGUCGGGUCUGCAGGUGCUGCUGGGCAGGAGAACGACAGGCCGGCGUGGGACAGUAAACUGCAGUAUGUGCUGGCCCAGGUGGGCUUUAGCGUUGGCCUGGGAAAUGUCUGGAGGUUUCCCUACCUCUGCCACCAAAAUGGAGGAGGUGCCUUUAUGUUAUUGUACGUGAUGCUGUUGCUCAUUAUCGGGGUUCCUCUGUUCUUUAUGGAGCUGGCCGCUGGCCAGAGCAUCCGUCAGGGCAGCAUCGGGGUCUGGAAACACAUCUCACCUCGCCUCGCUGGCAUCGGCUACUCCAGCUGCAUGGUGUGUUUCUUUGUGGCCCUGUACUAUAAUGUGAUCAUUGCCUGGUCUCUGUUCUAUAUGGGGAAUUCAUUCCAGUAUCCAUUGCCAUGGGAACAGUGUCCUGUAGAUAUGAUCUCAAACCAGACAGUGAAGGAAUGUGCAGCAAGCUCUCCUACCUCCUAUUUCUGGUUCAGAAAGGCUCUGGAUAUCUCAGACUCCAUAGAUGAGUCAGGAGAGUUUAACCCUAUAAUGACCGGGUGCCUCCUUGCCGCCUGGGCUAUAGUGUGUCUCGCAAUGAUCAAGGGCAUCAAGUCUUCUGCCAAGGUGAUGUAUUUCUCCUCCGUGUUCCCUUACGUUGUGCUGAUCUGUUUUCUCAUCAGAGGGCUCAUGUUGGACGGGGCUUUAGAGGGCAUCAAAUAUAUGUUUUAUCCUAAGCUGGAGAUUUUGGGGGAAGUGCAGGUGUGGCGUCAGGCUGCCACACAGGUGUUUUUUGCACUGGGUCUAGGUUACGGCUCUGUGAUCGCUUAUUCAUCCUACAACCCUGUGCAUAACAACUGCCACCGGGACGCCAUCAUGGUCUCUGCCAUCAACUUCAUGACCUCAGUAUUGGCCUCUCUGGUUGUCUUUGUGGUCCUUGGUUUCAGAGCCAAGAACAUUUCUCUGGAAUGUGUUGCAUCUAAUGUGGCCAGGAUGGCAGAAAUGGCAACAACAGGUUCAUCGCAGCAUUGGUGGCCAUGGUUCAACAUUUCUGACCCCAAAUCAGUGUCUCUUCAUGACUACAGAGAAUGGUACAGCCACUAUGGAAGCCUGUUAGGGUCAAAUAUCACUGACUGUGACCUGGAAAGAGAAAUGAGCAAGGGAGUGGAGGGCACAGGUUUGGCAUUUAUAGCAUUUACAGAAGCGAUGUCGUUGUUUCCUGCAAGUCCAUUUUGGUCAACUUUAUUCUUUCUCAUGCUGCUGAAUUUGGGCCUCUCCACCAUGUUUGGCACCAUGCAGGGGAUUCUUACCCCACUCAUGGACAACUUCAGAGUGCUGGGGCGCCACAAGACCAUGUUGACGGUGUGUUGCUGUAUCUUGGGCUUCCUCUUUGGCCUGCUCUUCACUCAAAGAAGUGGCAACUAUUUUGUGACCAUGUUUGACGAUUAUUCUGCAACAUUGCCAUUGAUUGUCGUCGUCAUCUUUGAAAAUUUCAGUGUGGCAUGGGUUUACGGUGCUGAUCGUUUCUUGGAUGAUGUGGAGGUGAUGCUGCACUGGCGCCCUCCGGUGGUGUAUCGAUAUUUGUGGAAGUAUGUGUGCCUGCUCAGCAUGGUGGGACUGCUGGCUGCUAGUCUUCUCCGCAUGGUCUUCAAACGGCCCACUUACACAGCCUGGAAUCACACCACGGGUUCUGAAGCUAGCCUCGAGUAUCCUGGAUGGGCUCUGAUCAUGCUGUCCAUGCUGAUCAUUAUAGCAUCUCUCCCGGUGCCCAUUGGCUACCUGCUCUCCUUCCUUAGAGGGGGGCGGAGCCUACCAGUGGAGGAGGGUGAAGUUGAGCCUCCAAGAGAGCGAUACUCCAAAUGCAAUUCUGAUGAGCCAGAGCCAAAUAACCAUCACUCCGCAGUGGAUGAAGACAGGAAUCGGCCCCGGUCCCCCUUCCUUCCACUGGGUGCUGAACACUACAGGCUACUCUCGCAACAUGAAGAUAGAGAGGAAGAAGAAGACACUGAGGUGUAAGGGAAAAAUGGAGAUAAGUGGGUGUUUGAGUAGAAAACGACAAGACUAUUUAUUCAUCAGUGUUGGAGUUUUUUAAUGGAGUGGAGGGAGACCGACUCCAUUUAUUCUCAUUAUGCUAAUGAACAUUCAAUGAAAAAUAUUUGUCAACUGCAGCACUAUUUAAGAGGGAUACUUUUUGCGAGUACACCAAUCAUUGAAUUGCUUUGUUCUUGAAUCCCUACAUGUACUUAGCCUAAGUGAAGUGGCCUGUACCAAAAGUGCCUGAAUAUAAAGAAUAUCCACACUUAAUUAUAUUAAUUAAUUAUACUUAAUUAUAAGAUUACAGCUUCUCCAAAGCACAGCAAUUAUACUCGUCAUCUAGAAUAAAACAUUUGUUUUUACUACAGUUUCUUUAGUAAAAUAGGGUAGCACUUUACAAUGAGCUCCAAUUUGUUAACAUUAGUUAAUGCCUCAGGUAACAUUUACAAUGAGCAAUAUAUUUUUACA